Messenger RNA from Rubroshorea leprosula, 869 nucleotides. NCBI's taxonomy places the organism in Eukaryota, Viridiplantae, Streptophyta, Magnoliopsida, Malvales, Dipterocarpaceae. The record is from the annotation of a GenBank genome assembly.
AUUCCUUUAUCUUUGUGAAGAAGAAAAAACAGGGGAGAAACAGAGUAUCAAGGUGUUCAUCAAUGGCGGAGACCAUGGAUCUCUUCCAUGCUCUUGACCCGAUAUCACUUGUUCUUUCUCAGAACUCUGGUCCUCACCAACCGGUUCCUCUGAGACUCACCACCGAGAGUUACAUCAUGGAGAGAGGCCCCCGCUACAGCGUGUAUGCCAAGUUGAGAGAAUCAAAGUUGAGAAUGAAGAACGCGAGACUACAAGAAUGGGAAGCACUGGAGUUGAAAGAAACCCCAUCAAAGAAACAAGUCAAAUUUAGUCCUGAUUUGGGGAAUUCCCGAAAAGGGUCAUCAAUUCUGGCGCAAUCGGUGCCGGAUUUCUCUGCGGCUUUGAGAAAAGAGAAUCGGAAGCCGGCGACUGGUGCGCUUGAAUUGACACCUCCGUCGAAGAACUGGUCGAAGGUGAGAGGGGUGUUAUCGAAUUCGAGAGGGAGUAAGUCGGCGAAUGCCGGGGAGAAGAAGGGGCUGGCGAUGGCGAGAAAGAGUUAUGCUUGUGUUGAGGAAUUGAAGGGGAUUUCUUCAGCGGCAGCCAAUGCCAUUAAUGGCGAAAACAGGGGAGGAAGGACUAUGAGAAUGGGUGGAACCAAAAAAACCGUGUUGGGGUACAGACAAUUUUGAAUUGUUCUUCAAUUCUACCUAAGUUUACUUUCCUUCUCAUAGAAUGUUUCGAAUUUCUUUCCCACUUUUUCUUGAUUCGAUUUGUUUUCUUGGAGAUUUGAUUACUUUUCCUUUGCUAGAGAGAUUGUAUGUUUUUCCAAGAUACAUUGUAAAACGCCAUGGAUGUAAUCAUGUUUUAAGGAAUGAAAUGGUUUGUUGAAA